GUUUCGCUCCUCAUGAAACUUGACUCAACAGGCAGUUGCAGAAAGUGAGUUGAUGCCACAAGAGGCUCGACUGUCUCCGCUCAGGAUGAACGGAACGUUUUUUAAUCACACGGUGUUUACGCACGGCGUUCUGCUCAACCGCAGUCAAGAACUGAUGGGGACACUAGUUGAUUGCUGCACGGGGAACGGGAGCGAGGUGACCGCAAACGACGGCGGCGGGUCUUUAGUUCUCGCUCAGGACGAGCGCAAGCUGUUCGUUACGCGCGUGGUGCAGAUCGCGGUGCUGUGCGUUCUUUCGCUCACGGUGAUGUUCGGGAUCUUCUUUCUCGGUUGCAACCUCAUGAUCAAGUCCGAAAGUAUGAUCAACUUCUUGGUCAAGGACCGGAGACCAUCCAAAGACGUGGAGGCGGUGAUGAUCGGACUGAGCUAGCCGCGGUGUCACCAGUAACCGGGCUGCGGGACCGAGUGACACCCAGUUGUCCUCAGACUGGGAGCCACGGAGAUAUGCAACUUACAUUUUCACUCCCUUCGUGUUCUGAAAAGAAAAGGCGGUGUGGAUGGACUGAAGCAAAGAUGACAGAUAGGCCUAUACAGCUGCACGUUUACGAAAUGAGAAUGUAUUUAUUCAUGUUUACGUAGCUUUUUGUAUUUGAGGUCAUUUUUGCUUGUGAUUUUUUUAC
Messenger RNA from Sinocyclocheilus grahami, 680 nucleotides. RefSeq names its product reprimo-like protein. NCBI's taxonomy places the organism in Eukaryota, Metazoa, Chordata, Actinopteri, Cypriniformes, Cyprinidae. Bases 53 to 430 code for a protein of 125 amino acids. The record is from RefSeq and is a predicted model, not a curated record. The transcript has a single exon.